Molecule: messenger RNA, 6411 nt
Organism: Orcinus orca (killer whale)
Lineage: Eukaryota; Metazoa; Chordata; Mammalia; Artiodactyla; Delphinidae
Product: copine-9
Exons: 30
Coding region: 676-5745 (1689 amino acids)
Biological process (GO): cellular response to calcium ion
Cellular component (GO): plasma membrane
Molecular function (GO): protein binding; calcium-dependent phospholipid binding
Source: RefSeq, a predicted model, not a curated record
AGAGUCUCCAGUGAGACGGGGACAUGUAGUCACAGGCUGUUAAGGUGGGAGCAGUGGUCCUCAGGCCUGAGUGGGCCCUAGUCCCCCCUAGGGAGCCUGUUUAUCCAUGCAGAUUUCCAGGGCUGCCUGAAAUUCAGACUUGAAGUUGCUGAGUUUCAUUUAGCUGGGAAGGGUGUGGGGAGAAUCUUCAUUUUUAACAAGUUUAGCAGACUGGUACAGGUGACCUGCAGCCCCUGCGUUCCUUCGGUGAGGGAUUGGCUUCCAGGGCUUUGGAGGUAGUAGGUGAUGUGGGGAGGAUGGACCUGGCUGACAACCUACCGUGUGACCUGGAGUGGGUUGCAUCCUCACAGAGUGUGUCUGCAUCUCUUAACACCAUGAAGUCAUGCGGGUUCAAGGACAUGGACAAAAGGUUUUGCACAGUGCUGUAACAGCCACCAUUUACUGACCUCUGACUCUAAACACAAAAGAGGUCAUCAGUGUGAAUGCCAAGAAGGAAAUAAUGCCGGUGAACAUUUCUUGAGUAUUUACUGUGUACAAUCCCCUGUGCUAACUCCUUUCUGUGGAUUAUUCUCGAUGAAAUUUUACAACACCCCGAAUAGGUGCUAUUAAUGGCCAUUCUACUAAUGAACUGACUGAGCCACAGAGACGUUAAGUAACUUGCCCAAGGUCACGCAAAUGUGUAACUCUUCAGAGACUGAGGGAGGGAGGACGGGAGUGGGAAGGAGGAGAAGCAGAUUGAGCGAGCGGCUCAAGAAGAGGAAUCGACCCCAACGCCCACCAGCAGCUCCGGCGGCCCCCGUCUCGCAGCCUGCCGCAGCUCCGGCUAGCCGACCAGCCAUGUCGCUCAGCGGAGCCUCUGAGCGCAGCGUCCCGGCCACCAAGAUUGAAAUUACCGUGUCCUGCCGGAACCUGCUGGACCUCGACACCUUCUCCAAGUCCGACCCCAUGGUGGUGCUCUACACGCAGAGCCAGGCCAGCCAAGAGUGGCGGGAGUUCGGACGGACCGAGGUGAUCGACAACACGCUGAACCCAGACUUCGUGCGCAAAUUCGUCCUCGACUACUUCUUCGAGGAAAAGCAAAACCUGCGCUUCGAUGUGUACAACGUCGACUCCAGAACCAACAUCUCCAAACCGGAUUUCCUGGGACAAGCGUUCCUGGCCCUGGGAGAGGUGAUCGGAGGCCAGGGCAGCCGAGUAGAGCGACCCCUCACGGGUGUACCAGGCAAGAAGUGUGGGACCAUAUUGCUGACCGCAGAGGAGCUUAGCAAUUGUCGGGAUAUUGCCACCAUGCAGCUGUGUGCAAACAAGCUGGACAAGAAGGACUUCUUUGGGAAAUCAGACCCCUUCCUUGUGUUCUAUAGGAGCAAUGAGGAUGGCACGUUCACCAUCUGCCACAAGACGGAGGUUGUGAAAAACACGCUGAAUCCUGUGUGGCAGCCCUUCAGCAUCCCUGUGCGGGUAUUGUGCAAUGGAGACUAUGACAGAACAGUGAAGAUUGAUGUGUACGACUGGGACCGGGAUGGAAGUCACGACUUCAUCGGUGAGUUUACCACUAGCUACAGAGAGCUGAGCAAGGCCCAGAACCAGUUCACAGUGUAUGAGGUACUUAACCCUCGGAAGAAAUGUAAGAAGAAGAAAUAUGUCAACUCGGGAACUGUGACGCUGCUUUCCUUUUCUGUGGACUCUGAAUUCACUUUUGUCGAUUACAUCAAGGGAGGGACGCAGCUGAACUUCACAGUAGCCAUUGACUUCACAGCUUCCAAUGGGAAUCCCCUGCAGCCCACCUCCCUGCACUACAUGAGUCCUUAUCAGCUCAGCGCCUAUGCCAUGGCCCUCAAGGCAGUGGGAGAAAUCAUCCAGAACUAUGACAGUGACAAGCUGUUCCCAGCUUACGGCUUUGGGGCCAAGCUGCCUCCCGAGGGACGGAUCUCCCACCAGUUCCCCCUGAACAACAAUGAUGAGGACCCCAACUGUGUGGGCAUUGAGGGCGUGUUGGAGAGCUACUUCCAGAGCCUGCGCACAGUGCAGCUCUACGGGCCCACCUACUUCGCCCCUGUCAUCAACCUGGUGGCCAGAUGUGACAGCAUGGGGGUGGACUUUGACGUGAAGACUUUCUGCCACAACUUGCGGGCAACUAAGCCACCGUAUGAGUGCCCUGUGGAGACCUGCCGCAAGGUCUACAAGAGUUACAGUGGUAUUGAGUACCACCUGUACCACUAUGACCAUGACAACCCACCGCCCCCACAGCAGACUCCACUCCGAAAGCACAAGAAGAAGGGGCGCCAGUCACGCCCAGCCAACAAGCAGUCACCCACCCCCUCAGAGGUAUCCCAGUCGCCCAGCCGUGAGGUGAUGAGUUACGCACAGGCCCAGCGCAUGGUGGAGGUGGACCUGCACGGCCGCGUCCACCGCAUCAGCAUCUUUGACAACCUGGAUGUGGUGUCAGAAGAUGAGGAGGCCCCUGAGGAGGCCCCUGAGAAUGGCAGCAAUAAGGAGAACACUGAGACACCGGCUGCUACUCCCAAGUCAGGCAAGCAUAAGAACAAGGAGAAGCGCAAGGACUCCAACCAUCACCAUCACCACAAUGCUUCUGCAAGCACCACUCCCAAGCUGCCAGAGGUGGUAUACCGGGAGUUGGAGCAGGAUACCCCUGAUGCCCCGCCCCGGCCGACUUCCUAUUACCGGUACAUCGAGAAGUCGGCGGAAGAGCUGGAUGAGGAAGUAGAGUAUGACAUGGAUGAGGAGGACUACAUCUGGCUGGAUAUCAUGAACGAGCGGCGGAAGACGGAGGGUGUGAGUCCCAUUCCGCAGGAAAUCUUUGAGUACUUAAUGGACCGGCUGGAGAAAGAGUCCUACUUUGAGAGCCACAAUAAAGGCGACCCCAAUGCGCUCGUGGAUGAGGAUGCAGUGUGCUGUAUCUGCAAUGAUGGUGAGUGCCAGAACAGCAAUGUCAUCCUCUUCUGUGACAUGUGCAACCUGGCUGUGCACCAGGAGUGCUACGGUGUCCCCUACAUCCCUGAGGGCCAGUGGCUGUGCCGCCGCUGCCUACAGUCACCCUCCCGUGCUGUGGACUGCGCCCUGUGCCCCAACAAGGGCGGUGCCUUCAAGCAGACAGAUGAUGGGCGCUGGGCCCAUGUGGUGUGUGCCCUGUGGAUCCCUGAGGUCUGCUUCGCCAACACGGUCUUCCUGGAGCCUAUCGACAGCAUCGAGCACAUCCCACCAGCUCGCUGGAAGCUGACCUGCUACAUUUGCAAACAGCGGGGCUCAGGGGCCUGCAUCCAGUGCCACAAGGCUAACUGCUACACAGCCUUCCAUGUGACGUGUGCCCAGCAGGCUGGCCUUUACAUGAAGAUGGAGCCUGUGCGGGAGACGGGUGCCAAUGGCACCUCCUUCAGCGUCCGCAAGACUGCCUACUGCGACAUCCAUACGCCUCCAGGUUCAGCACGCCGCCUGCCUGCCCUGUCCCACAGCGAGGGGGAGGAGGAGGAGGAGGAGGAGGAGGAGGAGGGUAAGAGUUGGAGCUCAGAGAAGGUCAAGAAGGCCAAGGCCAAGUCCCGGAUCAAGAUGAAGAAGGCGCGGAAGAUCUUGGCAGAGAAACGGGCAGCAGCACCUGUGGUGUCUGUGCCCUGCAUCCCACCACACAGGCUCAGUAAAAUCACUAACCGCCUGACCAUCCAAAGGAAGAGCCAGUUCAUGCAGAGGCUGCACAGCUACUGGACGCUGAAGAGGCAGUCACGGAAUGGGGUCCCACUGCUGCGUCGCCUGCAGACACACCUGCAGUCUCAGAGGAACUGUGACCAAGUUGGGAGAGAUUCUGAGGACAAGAACUGGGCCCUCAAAGAACAGCUCAAGUCCUGGCAGCGGCUUCGGCACGACCUGGAGCGAGCCCGGCUGCUGGUGGAGCUGAUCCGCAAGCGGGAGAAACUCAAAAGGGAGACGAUCAAGGUCCAGCAGAUUGCCAUGGAGAUGCAGCUGACCCCUUUCCUCAUCCUCCUUCGAAAAACCCUGGAGCAGCUCCAAGAGAAGGACACAGGCAACAUCUUCAGCGAGCCGGUCCCUCUGUCUGAGGUAACCGAAUUGGACGAAGUACCUGACUACCUAGACCACAUCAAAAAGCCUAUGGACUUUUUCACCAUGAAGCAGAACUUGGAGGCUUACCGCUACCUGAACUUUGAUGAUUUUGAGGAGGACUUCAACCUCAUCGUCAGCAACUGCCUCAAGUAUAAUGCCAAGGAUACCAUCUUCUACCGGGCAGCAGUGCGGCUCCGUGAGCAGGGUGGUGCUGUGCUCCGCCAGGCCCGGCGCCAGGCAGAAAAAAUGGGCAUUGACUUUGAGACGGGCAUGCAUAUCCCCCACAGCCUGGCUGGAGACGAGGCCUCACACCACACCGAAGAUGCAGAGGAAGAGCGGCUGGUCCUGCUGGAGAACCAGAAGCACUUGCCGGUGGAAGAGCAGCUGAAGCUGUUGCUUGAGCGGCUGGAUGAGGUGAAUGCCAGUAAGCAGAGCGUGGGCCGCUCAAGGCGUGCAAAGAUGAUCAAGAAAGAGAUGACGGCACUGCGGCGCAAGCUUGCCACCCAGCGGGAAACUGGACGGGAUGGGCCUGAGCGGCACGGCCCCUCCAGCCGGGGCAGCCUGACACCCCACCCGGCAGCCUGUGACAAGGACGGGCAGACAGACAGUGCCGCCGAGGAGAGCAGCAGCCAGGAGACAAGCAAAGGCCUGGGUCCCAACAUGUCCUCAACCCCCGCACAUGAGGUGGGCAGGAGAACCUCAGUUCUGUUCUCCAAAAAGAACCCGAAGACAGCUGGACCGCCCAAGAGGCCGGGCCGGCCCCCCAAAAACCGGGAGAGCCAGAUGACCCCCAGCCACGGAGGCAGUCCUGUGGGGCCCCCCCAGCUCCCCAUCAUGGGCUCCCUGCGUCAGCGCAAGCGGGGUAGGAGCCCUCGGCCCAGUUCGAGUUCAGACAGCGACAGUGAUAAAUCCACAGAAGACCCCCCAAUGGACUUACCAGCCAACGGCUUCAGCGGUGGAAACCAGCCAGUAAAGAAGAGUUUCUUGGUGUAUCGUAAUGACUGCAGCCUUCCUCGGAGCAGCUCGGACUCUGAGUCCAGCAGCAGUAGCAGCAGCAGCGCUGCCUCAGACCGGACCAGCACAACGCCUUCAAAACAAGGCCGGGGCAAGCCCUCCUUCUCUCGGGGCACGUUCCCAGAGGAUAGCAGUGAAGAUACCUCAGGCACUGAGAACGAGGCCUACUCCGUGGGCACUGGCCGCGGCGUGGGCCACAGCAUGGUAAGGAAGAGUCUGGGCCGGGGAGCUGGCUGGCUGUCAGAGGAUGAGGACUCCCCACUGGAUGCUCUGGACCUGGUGUGGGCCAAAUGCCGAGGGUAUCCAUCAUACCCAGCUCUGAUCAUUGAUCCAAAGAUGCCCCGGGAAGGUAUGUUCCACCAUGGGGUUCCCAUCCCUGUGCCCCCACUGGAGGUGCUGAAACUUGGGGAACAGAUGACCCAGGAAGCCCGAGAGCAUCUCUACCUCGUCCUCUUCUUUGACAACAAGCGAACCUGGCAGUGGCUGCCCAGGACUAAGCUGGUUCCUCUGGGCGUGAACCAGGACCUUGACAAGGAGAAGAUGCUGGAGGGCCGGAAAUCCAACAUCCGCAAGUCAGUACAGAUCGCCUACCACAGGGCUCUGCAGCACCGCAGCAAGGUGCAGGGCGAGCAGAGCAGUGAGACCAGCGAUAGUGACUGAUAAUGUCCAGCACAACCCAACCUACAGUGCCCUGCCACCUCUCUCCUCCCCUUUGCUCACUGUCCUGGAGUGGCACCGGCCUCUGCACUGACUCAUUCCUGGUCUUGGGGCCAGUCUCAGGGGAAGCUGGGUGGGGGAGGUCCCUCCCGCCCUGAGUGCAGCUGGACUGUACAGAACACUCCAAGGGCCCAUGGAGGCUCUGCGCAAUGAGAGGGGAGGUUCCACAGGCCAGAAAGCUCCAGAGACCUCACGGCAUUGUAGCGCAUGUUGGUGGGCCAAGCUUAGGACGCUGCGUAAAACAGGCCAUCCAACCACCUCUGCCUACUCAUGCCAGGAGAACCCCUAACUGCCUAGUGGCCUGAGGCCCCUGAGGUGGUGAGGUGAGCUGGCAUCUGCACAGCCUAGCAUUGAGAUUGAUGUCUGUCCAGCCCGGAAGAGGGGCACUAGGUGACCCCCCUCCCCUGCUGUUGUAAAUACUGUAAAUAGUGGAGAAUUUAAAUUAUUCUCAUUUGUAACUGCGUUUCCGGGUCGCGCCAGAGUCAUUUGGUACUAAAAAAAAGACUGGGGCCUGUCCCCACUUCCCUUCUUCCCAUAGAUUCCCCCACCUUUCAAACUGGUUUGUAUUUAUUUCAAAGGAAGAAAAUAUAUUGAUUCUUAGAAAAUAAA